Messenger RNA from Aaosphaeria arxii CBS 175.79, 1439 nucleotides. RefSeq lists its product as uncharacterized. The transcript has a single exon. The coding region runs from base 371 to 1147 and encodes 258 amino acids. Lineage: Eukaryota; Fungi; Ascomycota; Dothideomycetes; Pleosporales. The record is from RefSeq and is a predicted model, not a curated record.
GCCUGCUCGUAAAACGAUCCGAUCUUGGACAUCUGAGCACAAACCAUGCCAUGAUCCUGCAAUGACGAAACCUUGACUGAGAUGUCCGCCAAUUCUGUCAGAGCGACGCAUUACCGCCACGACUACUACUCAUGAGUUCUUGGGUUUUCCCAACCUAGAGCCUUGGUAAUCACCGUUACUAUUGUCAGGAACACCGGGCUAUUCAAAGCACUGAUAACAUAAGCCAGCCCUGGCGCUCUCGUCCUUCAUCUUGCGCCCUCGCAUCAUUGCAGGCAAUUAAAGGCAUUGUCAGCUCGUGCAACUUGCUUACUCACUCGCUACGUACAACCAUCAUUUCGCAUGUCCGUCAACCUACAACCCAAUAAUCAUCAUGCCAGCUUCUUCCUUCACGUCUCUUCCGACUGAACUCAUCUGUCAAGUGUUCCAAUGGUCAGACGACUUUUCGGCAGUGGCCGCACUUGCCCAAACAGCACGUGUCUUUUACAACAGCUGGCGAGAAAAUCCCACUCCCAUCUGCCGGGCAGUUGCACCUCGUGUCUUGUCCAACAUCGGCGCCGCCGAGCGAUUACUCAACGUGCAGGAGGAAGCUGAAGCUGAAAGUCCAGCGCAGCAUGAGCAAGGACCAAAGUCCAUCAUUCGAGCCAAGCGCCUCCUGGCCAACGCUCGUUGUGCCUCAGCUGCCAGUAAUAGAUGGGUACAAUUUUGUCAAAUUGAGCAUUUCAGAAAUGACAGCGAGGGUAACCUAGCGCCCAUGAGACCACAUGAGAUCGCACGGUUUGAACAUGCCUUCUAUUGUGUCUGGACUAUUGGAACCAUGGCAAAAGCUCCACACUUGCAAAAGCAAGCAUCCGCAUUUCUGGACCAAGCUAGCCCGGCAGAUUUAGCCCGUCUCGACGAACUGGCAACAUGGGCUUCAAAUUACAACGAUAAUGACUUCGAAUCAGUGGGUCUUGAUCUUGAAAGUGAAAUCUGGCGGGCCGGGUACUCUCUGGUCUCGGAUCGGUGGAGUGCAUGGCAGGCUAGCGAGGAGAAUAAGGGACCACGAAUCUAUAUGGCCUCCAAAUACGAAGGUCCCAUAGGCUUCUUUGCUUUCUUUGAUCAUACUCAAAGAUGGAUCGAUAUGAUAGAGGAGAACGGGAAGAAAUGAAGAUAUCUUGAAGCUUAUGCAUCCGCGACCGGAACAUUAGUUUCCAAUGCAAUGUAUUUUCUGUCUCUGAAUAUAUCUCUUUACAUCAAGUGAACCUCAAAUUGUAUGGGAUAUCCCAGGAAUCGCGCUCAAAAGAGUGCGAAGCCACAAAAAAAAUAACUUAUGUAUCAAGGCGAGUUGGGGAUUGAUAUUUGUUGUAUCGUCAUACCCAACCAUAUCUAAGGAGUUCUCCCUCGCUCCUAUUUCGAUCAUAUAUUGAGAUUUUAUCAUGAUAUUCUAUGAUAACAUAGAC